Molecule: messenger RNA, 4696 nt
Organism: Mya arenaria
Lineage: Eukaryota; Metazoa; Mollusca; Bivalvia; Myida; Myidae
Product: interleukin-17 receptor D-like
Exons: 6
Coding region: 156-1928 (590 amino acids)
Molecular function (GO): interleukin-17 receptor activity
Source: RefSeq, a predicted model, not a curated record
CUUCGCUCUGUUUCCCGUAAGGUGUCAUUAUGCAUUUAUUAUUUACAACUUCCGUCAAAUAAACAAACACUUCAUUGUUAACUACAGGAAAGUGUGUGUUCCAUGGUGUGAAGAUGAGUGGUCUGCAAACACUUACAUCCAGACAAUGAAGCAGUAUGGAUACGGUGUCCAGUGCUGGAACCACACCAUCACAUCAUUCCAUCAUGUCACAACAGGGAGAGAAUGUUCAGGUAUCGAAGGCCAGUCACCAGGAGUACGAGGAGUCGCUGAAGAUCGUUCUUGGUACAGUGUUUGGAGUGUUCGGCGUUGUCGGUAUCAUCAUUAUUGUUGUACUGGUCUACAGGUUCUAUAAAAACAGGCGAAAUGGGAGCGGCUCAGGUUCUGACAGAAAUGCCAGUUUCCACAGAUCAGUGUCCAUAGACUUGGAACAGAAGCAAGUACCGACUGUGUUGUUGCUGUACUCCUACGACUGCAGUGCACAUGAGAAAGUGGUUGAAUCAUUGGCAGGAUUCCUCAUAGAAACAUGCAACUGUAACGUACACGUUGACAUGUUCGAGGAGCAGAUAAUACAUGAAAGAGGCCUUGAUGAUUGGCUCGUUGAUAAUCUACAGGAGGCGGAGUUUAUUAUCGUACUCAGCUCUGUGGGUGCUCGAUUACGCUGUAGUAAAAAGAAGGUUAAGUUUAAGCUUGACUCUUCAAAAACAUUGCCAGAUUAUUUUGCUGUUGCUGUGGAUUAUGUAGCGGAGAAAAUGAGAGUUGAGCGCUCCAAGGGUAUGCCAUUGACAACGUUUUGUGUAGCAUACAUGGAUUAUUCAACGGUAAAUGAUAUUCCUCCUCAGUUGGAAAUGGCAUUUAAGUUUUGCUUAAUGAAGGAUAUCACAGCUUUGUUUAGUCACCUGCAUGGUAUAAAUGGCGAACCGACAAAAGACGGUGCUCCUAUUGUUGGAUUGACAGCCGAUUCUUUUGAUACCACGGAAAUGGGACAAGAGUUGAAGGUUGCUAUCGAAUCCGCCAAAGAAUAUUUCAAAUCAAAUCCAGAUUGGGUCGAAGGACGAAUCGAACCUGUGCCAAAUCCAAACAAAACAAAGUCCCGUCAUGUCAGAAAAAGUUCCCUGGAACCAUUGCUUCUUGCCACUCAAAUGGACUGCUCUAAUUCCACGCCGGAUCCCCACAUGAUCAACAGUGAGAUUGCCAUGCAACCCUUGCCCCCAAGAGUGGACCAUUCCAAAAACACUCAGUCCUCUCAGCCACCACAAAGACAAAACUCAUUUCAUUCAUCUUUGAGCAGUCACCAAACAUUGAAUACACCUCCAGGGCCACAAAAUUCUAAAAGUUGUGAUAAUGUCCCUUCAGAAUCUCUCUGUAGCUGUGACCUUUGCGGGGUUGAAGGUCAUCAGAUGGGGAGCUCACAGUGCAAACUUAAGCAUCUUCUGCUUACUCAGGAAAUGGAAAUCAGUGAAAACGAUGAAAAUGUGAAGCUUAAAUCCAAAUCUAUGCCUGCUGUGAAUAGAAAUAGCUUGUACAGUUCUCAGACUAUUUUCAAAGCAGAAGUUCAUAAGGAAUGGGAUGAUAACGAUGGGUCGUUAUCACAUGCUGACUCUCAAGAAUCAAGUUCUUAUGCCGACUCUUCUGUUGAUGAUCUUGAAAAGGACUUACACUCUAUAAUGAAUCCAACUUUCGUAUCUCGACCCCAACCAAUGUACUCUCACACUAGUUUUGAUGACAUUGCUGGUGUUUACAAUGUGCUACCUUUACCAACUAAAAUGGAUAUUAUCUCCGAAAAUGUGACUAAAAAGUCCCACUACACCAAUAGUCAAAAAGGGAGUGGUACUCGGGAGCAGUGUGACGUUAUGUUUACCAAACCUCCAAACAAUUCCAGAAACUUUACCGAAAAUAUUCAACUGGAGGAGUUCAGCUUGAAGCUGUAGCUCUGAUUUAUAACACAUGAUCUGUGUGUUAGACGAGGGUGAGAAAUCAGUUAAGUUGUAUUCAUAGGUAUUCAUCACGCACCCAAGAUUGCGAUGGUUUGAGCCCCGCCAGGUACACUUAAAAUGGACAUAUCAGGACUUUGUUUCUAGCAAGGAAAUUGACUAGGGCUUGAGUAAAAUUGAGCUUAUAGCUGUCCUUAUUAUCAAGAUAAAAUGAAUUAUGGGUCUUACAUAAGAUAAGCAUACCAGCAGAAUUUGAAAGAUAUUUCAAUAAGUUGUACUAUACAGUCAUUAUAUCUUAUUUAUUAUAAAAUUACUAUUAAUUGCAUAUAUCAUUCAAUAUUAAUUAUGAUCUGUGAAACAGAAUUAGAAUGGCUUGGUUGAAUAUUAUAUUAUAAUUAUGUUAAUCAUUAAUGUAGACAUGAUCUUGCGUGUUGACUUUAAAUGACUAUACAGUCAGGCCUCGUUGGCUCGAACUCGCUUGUCUUGAUUUCCUCGUUGGCUCAAACUGGAUCAAAAGGGCUGAGUUUUUAUACUGAAUGUAAGCAUUCCAACAUGGCUCAAACUCCCGAGGCUCGAGGUAUUUUCCGGUCCCUUGGAGUUCGAGCCAGCAGGGUUCGACUGUACAUUGUUAUUUUAUGCUUUCAUGUAGUUUAUAUAGAUUUUACAGUUUAAACGGAAAUAUCAUAGUGAUAUAUUUCAUUGUUUUGAAUUUUAAGCCAGCUCUCCGUUACCAAUCAAACAUCAGAAUGUUUGCGCAAAAAAAUGGCAUGUUUUUCUAAAAAAGUGUAAUUAAACGACAUUUAUUCCAAUUUUAGCAUUUAAUGCAGUCAUCGAAAUAAGUCUUUUGGAUGAACAAGCCUGAAUUCUUAUACUUCUGCUUGGAAUUAAAUUUUUGAACAAGCCCUGCUGUAUAAAACUCAGAAUUUGAGCAAGCCCUGAAAGCAUUUUACCAGUGCAGGGCUUGCUGGCUUGUGCUAAUUUCAACCACUAAUAAUAAAAAGAAAAAUUGUUAGUUUUAGUGUAAGAUAGCAAUAUAUUUCACCUCAUGAACACCAAAAAUUAAUUUUUCUUUUGCGGCUACGCCACAAACAAUUAUCCUCUAUAAAUUGAAUGUUUCAUUCAUUGACACCAAAUACAACGCAAUUUGCAAUUGAGGAUGACCCUGUGCUUUUGAAAGUGCAAUUUCCUUUCCUAUGUGAAGGAUACUUCUUGAAAUGAGGAAGAUUAAACAUAAUCAUACAUGUAGCUGUCAUAAGACAUCAUGUGAUUGUUACGUAAAUACUCUUAUUAGGCUUUGUGUCAUAACAUAAAACUUCCCUUUUUAUAGUGUUAUAAAUCAAACAACGCAUUAACACAUUUCAGAUAUCAAAUUUCUUCCUGUUACCUAAGUAGAUAAAAAAGCUUUCAUUGCCUGCUUUUAGUCUGCACACGAUAUUUUCUUCACUUUUUUUCUGAUUACAUAAACACUCAAUUAGCCUGAGUUAUAUAGAGACCCCAAUGCGAAAUCACUUUCUAUAUCACAAUUAUUUGCACUGAUGGAAAAUCCAAUUUUGUGUGAAGUAUUGAUGAAGCUGAAAUUUCGUAAGAAAAAUAUUUGAGGUUUAUCAGAUCAUAAGUUCACAAAAUAACACUUCAGUCAUGCAUGAUAUAAGUGUGUGUUUAAAAUCUUUAAAGCUUUAUAAGAAGAUUACUUUUACACCAUUCUCCAAUGACAAUAAUGACUGUUCUUACAUAAAGCCUAAAAAAUAAAAAAGCCUACCUACCCUACCUGUUUUUUAAAAGGAUGUAACCCUCUCCAAACGAUUUUUUUUGCCUUAAUGUGACGUUUGAUUGUAGCUAUGACAAUUCAGGUAUCAAAGCAUGAAUAUAUAUUUUAUUUACAUUUUUCCGACCGAAUAAUAAUUAUGAAAUUAACUAUUAUAUGCAGUCUUAUGAAAAAUUAAAAAUCAUUAUGGUAAUGCUAUGGUUGAUUUUGGUUAUUUAUGAUAAACAUUUGUCUUUUUGUACUUAUGAUUUAUUUUGUAUUUUUUGUGAUAAAUCUAUAUAUACCUGUGUUGUUAUAUCGUUUAUUUAUUUAAUAUUGUCUUGUAUGUGAUUUGUACCAGUAACAUUGUAGUGGAACUGCAUAUGGUCAUAUAAAUUAAAGUGUGCUCAAAUAAAUUGUUGAACAAAUGAUAUUAUUAUAGGGGCGAAUUUUAGAUUUAUAUUUUUCUCUCAAAGCAUUUUUUCAAGGUCUUCCAUGACCAAAAUGCAAGAUUGAUGUUUUUUACACCAUUUGAAAGUUGCAAGUUGUAUUGUUUAAUGUUCAAUAAUAGUCCAGGAGGUAUUUGAAUUGCUGUAUUGAAUGAUAUCUUGAAAUUCAUUCUUUAAUUAAAUAUUGCACUCUGAUUGGAUUAGCGCUCAUCGUUUUACCAUUUGUAUAAAACGUUAAAAUUACUCUGCUAUUCUUAUAUACAAAUUACAAGACAAUUUUACUUUUUGUAUAUCAUGAUAAAAAUAUUAUAUAAAGUUAAGAAUAUGGAUUUAUCAUAUUAGUUCUUGUGUGCACAACCAAGUUCUUGACGCAAAAAACCCAGUUCUUUAUCAUAUAGAAUGCAUAUAUUAAUUAUAUUUAUAACAGUUUACCUUGAUCAUUGUAAGCUAACUUGCUAUGAUACAAUCUGUUCCAAUUUACAUGUAAUAUUUCUGUUCUUUGCAAAAUGCAAUGCAAACAAUUUGUAUAUAUAUAUAAACUGUCUUCUAAAAAUAAUAAAAUUAUUACAGUA